Molecule: messenger RNA, 933 nt
Organism: Necator americanus (New World hookworm)
Lineage: Eukaryota; Metazoa; Nematoda; Chromadorea; Rhabditida; Ancylostomatidae
Exons: 11
Coding region: 1-933 (310 amino acids)
Source: RefSeq, a predicted model, not a curated record
AUGAUUGUUAGUGUUGCUGCUAGUGUUCGAGUGCAUCCUGCUCCCAGCCCGGAAUAUCCAACAUUGGUUUUUGCUUGGUCUGCUCUUAAAUGCGUGGAUAUGUCCAGAGCAAAGAAAUCCGUACUUGAAUGUAACGAUCGAAUCUCUUUGCAGGGAUCACCAUUGUCGCCAUGGUCUUCUGCCGAAAAACAAUCACUUCACGAAAUGCUCAUGGAAAGGGCAAUCAAAGUCGGCCCCGGAAGCUAUAGAUUGCUAGCGCCCAAAAUCCCGUCAUCCCUUGCGUUGGCAGUGAGCCGGAUUCUCAAGCCGACAACAAGUGGUGAUAGUUCGGGACAAGAACCAGAGGAACCUGGAUCUCUAGCUGCUGAUAUCGCCUCUUUCAAAAGGGCAUCGUUAUGCGAAAAACGAGCAGUAAAGAAGAGAGUUUAUUUUCCGAAUUAUCCGCCAGAGGGAGCGCCUUCAAAGAAAACUAUUCGUAUUGUGAAAGCAGAUCCUGGAAAGUACCACGGCGCUACGCACGUCUCGCUAGACAAGUCUGUCCCUGAUCCAAAGUCCAGUGAAACUAUCGUAGUUGACGGCGACGAUCAAUCUGAAAUCUUAAUGGAGCCGGAGAUUGAUGUAGAUGGUUAUGAGGAAGUUGCUGCAGUAGAGGAGUACGAUGAUGAAUCAGGAACCCUGACCUCUCCAUAUUUGGUUGUCGAAGACCGUGACGUUAUCAGCGCAACAACGUUUCGUGAGCUCAAAGGCGAGAAUACCUAUUUGAAAGAGCAGCUUCAUGCAAGCGUUCUCAGGGUGAAACAGUUAGAAGCGCUUCUGUUAGAGCGAAAUACGCAUGUAAAAAAUUUGGUGUCCGAAAAUCUCCAGCUUUCUAUCAAAUGUCGGAAGUUGAUGAAUGCUUUAGGGGAAGAAGAAACUAGGGAGGCAUUAGCAUAG